This is a messenger RNA of Leptosia nina, 303 nucleotides long. The record is from the annotation of a GenBank genome assembly. NCBI's taxonomy places the organism in Eukaryota, Metazoa, Arthropoda, Insecta, Lepidoptera, Pieridae.
AUGAAGUUCAUAAUAGCGUUUGGCAUUUUGACUGUGGUCGGGUUAACAUUGGCGGACACUGUUUUGUAUCCGCGUGGAUGUAUAUAUGCAUUGGGCAGAUGUAUCAGAGAGUGCGAAGAAGGAACUCGAGCUUACACAACCGGUUGCGGUCCCUUGAAACCUGAGCCGACCUGCGAAGAACCGGACCCAGUGGAGGGGAAAGGAAUAAUCUGCGACUACUCUGCGUGCUAUUGCGAACCGCCCACUGUUCGACACGCGGACAGCGGAAAAUGUAUGCUGAUUGAGGAAUGUCCCCAGAACUAG